This is a messenger RNA of Humulus lupulus (European hop), 1891 nucleotides long. RefSeq names its product phloretin 4'-O-glucosyltransferase-like. NCBI's taxonomy places the organism in Eukaryota, Viridiplantae, Streptophyta, Magnoliopsida, Rosales, Cannabaceae. Gene Ontology annotation, molecular function: UDP-glycosyltransferase activity. Bases 125 to 1516 code for a protein of 463 amino acids. The transcript has a single exon. The record is from RefSeq and is a predicted model, not a curated record.
CAAGAUAAUAUUUAUAUAACUCAUAAUAUAUCAAACUCGCAACUUAAUGUGAUAUAUACAUACUGUCGUUUCAUUGCAUUCACUUCACACUAGUGACGUCGUUUUACCAAUUCCCACCAUCGCAAUGGUGCAGCCUCGUUUCCUUAUUCUCGCGUUCCCAUUGCAAAGCACUAUCAACCCAAGUUUAACCUUCGCCGACCGACUCAUCCGCGUUGCCGGCGGUGCACAAGUAACCUUCGUCACCGGCGUCCACGCGCACCGUAGUCUCAUGACCACACGCGCUGCCGCCAGAGGAUCAAGUUCUGCCACUCCAGACGACAGCCUGUCCAUCGUCAUGUUUUCCGACGGCUAUGACGACGGGUGCACAGAUGAAAAGGGCAUCAAUGAUCACUUUGCAGAAUUCAGGCGACGGGGUUGGCAAGCCGUGGCGGAUAUUCUAGAGUCGGGGCUUAACAAAGAAGGGCGUCCGUACACUUGCUUAGUCUACACCAUGCUUCUCUCUUGGGCUACUGAGGUGGCGGCGGCGCAUAAUGUUCCGGCGACGAUUCUAUGGAUACAGCCCGCGACGGUGUUUGAUAUUUACUAUUAUUACUUUCAUGGCCACAGAGAAAUCAUACGUGAGAAUAGUGAAAACCCUUCUUUUUCGUUAUCAUUUCCGGGGAUUCCACUUGCCAUGAGCCUCAAGGACCUUCCCUUGUUCAUGGCUGAUUCAAAGUACUCUUACUUUGUUACACUGUUUCAAGACAUGUGCGAAGAUCUCGAAAACGAAGGUAACAACACGAAGAUAAUAUUAGUGAACACCUUCGAUGAGUUGGAGCCUGAGGCAUUGAGAGCUAUUGGUAAUAAUAAUAAGUUUGAUUUGAUUGGAAUCGGGCCACUGAUCUCGUCUACUUUCUUGGAGGAGAACAAGGACGCAUGUGGAUGUGGUAGUGACUACUACAUCGACUGGUUGAACACCAAGCCUAAAACGACAGUCGUUUACGUGUCGUUUGGGAGUAUUUCGGUUUUGUCGAAGCAACAAAUGGAGGAAAUGGCUAGAGGGCUGUUGGAAUUUGGUCGUCCGUUCUUGUGGGUCAUCAGGGAGAAUAGUGAUCUAGACGAGAAAGGAGAUGAUGAUGAUGAGUUGAGUUGCAGAGAAGAGUUGGAGAAACUUGGGAUGAUAGUGCCACGGUGUUCUCAAAUGGAGGUUUUGAGUAACGAGUCAGUUGGGUGUUUUGUGACUCAUUGUGGUUGGAACUCAACGUUGGAGAGCUUGGCUUCUGGGGUUCCAAUGGUGGCGUUUCCGCAGUGGACAGAUCAGGGAACAAAUCCUAAGCCCAACAAAGAUGAAAUAGUUAGAAAUGAAGAGAUCAAGAGGUGUUUAGACUUAAUUAUGGGAAGGAAGGAAAAUGGGAUGGAAAUAGUAAGUGAUUUUGUCAAGAAAUGGCAGAAUUUAGCUAAAGAAGCUGUGAGGGAAGGUGGCUCAUCGGAAAAGAAUUUCAUGACUUUUGUGAAUCGGUUCACCAAUAAAAUAUGAGUAAUGAUAUAUGCAUCCUCUCGAAUAUUACAUACAUUACAUUUAGAGAACUAUCGCUGCUUUUUUAAAAUAGUACACCUCAAUUUUAAUAAAUAUAAUUCAUUAAAUUAUAUAUUUUGGGUGCACAUUUCUUUCAUCGUAAAAUAUACUAAUAAUGUUUUUCUUUGAUGAUGAAUAAUGAUUUAGUUUUUAUAAACAUGUUAGUUUAGUAGUGGUCAGCAAACCUAAAUAAUAAUGAUAUUAAUUAAUUGUCUUAGUAGUUUGUCACAUGCAUAUAUGAUAUAUAUAAUAUUUUUAUUUAGAUGUACCUGUGAAAAUUGUAUUGCAAUAACUAAGAAGUGAAUAAUGAGAGAAGAAAAAAACAUGUUCUCUAUU